ACACGCUUCAAUCACAACAUGAAAGUCUAUCAGCUUGGGUUUUUGCUCCUCGCGUUCCUGGUGCCUAGAGGCGCUGGGCAAAACAAUAACAUUGGAAGGGCUGCGCAAAACGAUAACGUUGAAUGUGGCACGGCGCCGCGCAACUCCAGGAUCGUUGGUGGCGAGGAUGCACCCGUUGGGGCGUGGCCCUGGCAAGUGAGCUUGCAAAGACAAGGUGGACACUCUUGUGGAGGGUCGCUGAUCACCAGGGAAUGGGUUCUGUGUGCUGCUCACUGCUUCCCACCAGACCUCAACGCAGUACCCAGUGACUGGACUAUCCUUCUGGGAUACCAAUCCCUGGAUCUGGCUACUCCCAAUGGGGUGAAGCGUACCGUAUUGCAGAUCAUCCUCCACGAGGACUACAACAAUCCGAGCAACGACAACGACAUCGCCCUGUUACGAAUUUCCCCAGUUAAUUACACCAUAUUCAUCCGGCCUGUGUGCCUCGCCGCUCCCAACACAAGCGCAGGAGGCGGAACCGAUGUCUGGGUCACCGGAUGGGGCAGAAUUGGGAGUGACGAGAGUCUUCCGCCUCCGCGAACGCUACAGGAAGUAGAGGUUCCUGUGGUAUGCAACAAUGAUUGCGAUGACGUGUACGAAAUCAUCACUGACAACAUGAUCUGUGCUGGACUCACUGAGGGAGGGCGGGACUCAUGCCAGGGGGAUUCAGGCGGUCCAAUGGUGGCUAAGAAUGGUUCUCAGUGGGUCCAACUCGGCAUCGUGAGUUUUGGAUUUGGAUGCGCUCAGCCUAAUAUUCCAGGAGUCUACGUGCGAGUAUCCGAAUACCGGUCGUGGAUCAUGGACCGGAUCAGUGAAAGUGGCGGUAGCAGGGAGAUGCCAACUUUUGUCACAUUUUCUUCAAAUGAGUCUGCAUGUUCUGGGAUUGCACUCCUCUCUGCUCCUCUACUCCUCACGGUUCUGCCGUCAAUCUUCACCACCCUGGUGCUCAUGUGAUGAGGACCAACAUCAAGUGAAUAGAUGCAAACUAAAUCACGUGUUUGCUGGGUAAAUGGUGUUAAAUGGUAAAUGGUGUUAUACUUAUAUAGCGCUUUUCCACCUUUCUAGGCGCUCAAAGCGCUUUACACUAUCUCGCCAUCCACCUACUGGUGACGCAGUACCAGUACUAGUUACAAUGAGGAAAUUACCACUAAAUCAUUUCAAUAAAUAGAAUUUGCUUGGUACUAGUUACAAUGAAGGAAAU
Messenger RNA from Corythoichthys intestinalis (scribbled pipefish), 1240 nucleotides. RefSeq names its product serine protease 33-like. Gene Ontology annotation, biological process: proteolysis. Lineage: Eukaryota; Metazoa; Chordata; Actinopteri; Syngnathiformes; Syngnathidae. Gene Ontology annotation, molecular function: serine-type endopeptidase activity. The transcript is spliced from 7 exons. The record is from RefSeq and is a predicted model, not a curated record. Bases 19 to 993 code for a protein of 324 amino acids.